AUGAAUAAUCUUUCAUUUAGUGCGCUAUGUUGCCUCUGCUGCUGUCCACCUUGUCCAGGGAAAAUUGCUUCAAAAUUAGCAUUUUUGCCACCUGACCCAACUUACGCGCUGAUGUGUGAUGAAAGUGGAAGCCGCUGGACGUUACGCCUAUCAGAACGAGCGGACUGGCAAUAUUCUUCUAGAGAAAAAGAUGCUAUUGAGUGUUUCACGACUAGAACCAGUAAAGGCAACAGAAUUGCCUGCAUGUUUGUGCGCUGCUCACCCAAUGCCAAAUACACUUCACUCUUUUCACACGGAAGUGCUGUUGAUCUUGGUCAGAUGAGUGGCUUUUACGUAGGACUGGGAUCAUGGAUUAAUUGUAAUAUAUUCUCAUAUGAUUAUUCUGGAUAUGGUGCAAGUUCUGGGAAACCAACAGAGAAGAACCUCUAUGCAGACAUAGAAGCUUCUUGGCUUGCUCUUAGGACAAGAUAUGGCAUUCGCCCUGAAAACGUGAUUAUAUAUGGCCAAAGUAUAGGGACAGUACCAUCUGUGGAUCUUGCUGCUUGGUAUGAGAGCUCUGCUGUUAUUCUUCAUUCUCCUUUGACCUCAGGAAUGUCAGUUGCUUUUCCUGAAAACAAGAAGACCUACUGUUUUGAUGCAUUCCCAAACAUCGACAAAAUCUCUAAGAUUACCUCUCCAGUAUUAAUAAUUCAUGGGACUGGAGAUGAAGUCAUUGACUUUUCACAUGACCUCGCAUUGUUUGAGCGUCGCCAAAGACCUGCGGAGCCUCUGUGGGUUGAAGGGGCAGGUCACAAUGAUGUGGAACGUUAUGGACAGUAUCUUGAAAGAUUGAAACAGUUUGUGUCACAGGAACUGGUAAAUUUGUAAAAUAUUCUGAAGAUUUGCAUACUGGGUUUUCUUUCUUGCUGAACUGCACUCUUUGGUAAAUAACAUAAAACCUGAAGGUUUUGUUUGCAAAUCAUGUCAGUUGCCUUCAUAAAUGUACAGGUAAUGAUUUGUUAACAGACUUAAUGAAGGCUUUAAUUACCAAACUAGAAACUGCAAAUAACAGUAUCAUGCAGUCAGGCUGUGUAAUUUAUAUUUUUUCUGUGACUUUUU
Molecule: messenger RNA, 1098 nt
Organism: Globicephala melas (long-finned pilot whale)
Lineage: Eukaryota; Metazoa; Chordata; Mammalia; Artiodactyla; Delphinidae
Product: alpha/beta hydrolase domain-containing protein 17B-like
Biological process (GO): protein depalmitoylation; regulation of postsynapse organization
Cellular component (GO): endosome membrane; plasma membrane
Molecular function (GO): palmitoyl-(protein) hydrolase activity
Source: RefSeq, a predicted model, not a curated record